AGCCGCAGCUGAGUUUCGUAGCGCCGCUUAUCUGCGCAGUCCGUCGGCGACGAGCUUAUCGCGGGCGCUGACGUCGUCUUAUCAGCGUCCAACGUGGCUGCCCCGUAGCCGCCACCUCUCCUUCGCGUCUCCGCCAGCAGGAAGAAAGCCGUGCUUGGGCUCCCGCAGCUGCCACUGAACACUGCCCGUCAAAUCAUUCGCGGGCCCGAGACACGUUAUACGCUGUGUUAUUCGCCAGGAGGCGAAACUUGCGAGGAGGGGAAAACAAAGGCCCGCCGCGGAGUCCUUGUUUCUGCGUUUGGCGGUGUGCGUUCAUCGUGCUUUUUUUUUUUUCUUUCGGUGCGUCGUGAUGCGGUCGACGCUCGUUUCUGCGGCCGCUGGCCGGACACCGGUGCUCGCUGCGCUGUGCCUGACGUGCGUGGUCGUGAGCUGCGUUUUCCCGAAGGCGGCGAUGGCGACUUCCGGUGACGGCGGCGACAAAGUAGCCGAAGUGCGACGGAAAUUCGGAACGAGGGAUGUAAUCCACGAUAUCGAGCACCUCAAAGAAGAUCUGAAGACGAUCACAGACCUGCAAAUCGAGGGCAAGCUGACGGAAGACGAGACUAUAUUUUACUUCCUUCGCAUGCACGACUUCGAUGACAACAACAUGCUUGACGGCUGGGAGCUGCUAACCGCGAUGAAGCACAUGGGGGCGCACGGGCAUGGCAAGGAGGAAGCAGAGACCGGAAUCAGUGAGACAGUUGAGGCCGUGGACGCCCUGAUGCACUUUGACAAGAACAAUGACGGAUUCCUGGAGUACGCUGAGCUUCGCUCUUCCUCUGACGAACCAUAGAAGGCGCCCGCGUGACGACAAGCCCACGGUGUCAUCGUUUCUCCUCCAUGUUGUGAUUUACAGUAUUCAAGAAUGGCGUGGUCACGGCAUGCACUUUAUGGGGGCGUCAUCCUAACAACGGAACGCGUCCUCACUGAACCGAGCAUCUGAUGUCUCCAGGUUGUUUAAGAUACCCUACGUGGAUUAGAAAGCAAGGAGCGAGCUGGGCAGCUCUGGUGGUUUUAAACCCCCCGUGUACUGAGCAAGUGGUUGUUUUAUAUCUGUUUAACGUAACCGCCGAAUGAAGUUGAUUCUUUAGCGAGUUUUCAUAACCUUUUAGUUUCUAAGGUAUUUGAGAUAAGUUUCAAGCUGUAGAUCGUCGGAACCCAUCACAGUUGUUCAUUCAUUUAAAAACAAAAUCUUCAUAGUGGCGUUAAUUAUCAUUCAGGUAACCAAAAGCGUUCCCAGCGGCGUGAUCACCACAAAUUUUUUCUCAGGCAUUCACGUAUGCACGUGCAGAGUCUUUCACUUAACUUGGGCCAAACUUUAAAGAUGUGCAAAUGCUACAUAGCUGGACAGAACCAAUGUAAUGUUGUUUGCCGUCGCUUGUAGAUACUCGUAUUAUUUUUAGCAUUUCACCUAAUUAGGUAAUUAGUCAUAUUUUGUCAACUUAAUUAUUAUAAUAAGCUGACAAGUGUCAAUGAGAAAAUUGUUGAGCAACAUGAAACUCCCGAUACAGCUUUCUGUUUCUCAAUACGUGCGACAUAAAAGUGUUUCACGCUCGGAACAGCUUUCAUGUAGCACGUAUUGAAAAACAAAGCUGUAUCUGGAGCUUCUCAUGUUGCUCUACAAUUUUCUCAUUGACACUUCUUAUCUAAUUGUAAUAUGUGAAGUUAAUUAAGACUAAUUAUCUAAUUAGGUGGAAUGUAAAAAAAAAUAAUCUGAGUAUCUUCAAGCGACAGCUGACAUUAUCUUGGUUCUGUCCAGCUACGCAACAUUUGCAUAUUUCAAAUGUUUGGCCCAAGUUAUGUGAAACACCCCGUAUAAUCCCGAUACAAAGACAAUUCCACUGUCACCACCUUUUGCAUUAGUUUCUGCCACAUUUUUUGUGCAACUACCAUCUAAACUUUUUCAGCGGAAGCUUCAAAAUAAACAUUUCAUGGUUUC
This is a messenger RNA of Dermacentor andersoni, 1978 nucleotides long. RefSeq names its product multiple coagulation factor deficiency protein 2 homolog. Lineage: Eukaryota; Metazoa; Arthropoda; Arachnida; Ixodida; Ixodidae. Gene Ontology annotation, molecular function: calcium ion binding. The record is from RefSeq and is a predicted model, not a curated record.